GUAAAUGUAUAUGGUUCACAGUUUAAUCUGCUACCUCAUGACUCUACCAUCCUAAGACUUCAUCAGAAAGCCCAGGCAAAGCCUCCUGUCACCCCACACACAGCUCCCUUUCCACAACACUUUCCCUAUCACAUGGGGAAAGCGCCACACUCACGGACAUGCCCUAUGCUGACUUCAUUGAAGCUAACAAAACACGGGAAACAUCUCGUGUUAGGGGGAAAUCAUUCGGUUAUGCUUUCAAAGCCAGUUUCGGCUGGGGCCUCCAUUGGAUAUUACACAAUGUCAUAUGAUUUCCAGUGUUGGGCUCCAUCCACUAGAUGAUGAGGUCAAUAUUAUGUUCAAAUGCAUGGCCUUUUUCAAGUAAGUGGAGAGGUGAAUCAUAUCCAGGUUUUAGUCUAAAUUUAAGGUUCCCAUUCAAGGUCCUGACUCUUAUCUCCAAAAUACAUUCAGAACUUUAUAUGGCAAAAGUUAUGACAUGCAACUCUGACAUACAAGCUGCAAGCCAUCAACAUUACAGUUGGUAGAUAUGUUCCCUAGCUAUUUUUUUUCUUAAUCCUAGCACUUGCUCCUGAUUCUCUUCAAAUAUGUGCUCAUAUUUUGACCAUGAAUUCAUGGUUGUCUACAAAAUGAUACAAGACAAUCCUCAUAUGCAGGUGAUGCCUUGUUUUCUCAUUCCUUGUGAGUGCAGCACAUACCCUACCAUGGAUAACUGCCAACUUGAUGAAGAUUUCUGCUGGUCAGAAAUGAAGCUGUUGCGCCAGUUGUUUUAUGUGGCAGUGUUCAUAGCCCUUUGCUCUCCAUGUCUUGGAGAAGACAAAUGUGCUGGAGUUCCAGGAAUCCCAGGGACUCCAGGGGCUAACGGGGUGCCUGGAAGAGAUGGACGGGAUGGCAUGAAAGGUGAUCCAGGACCACCAGGUCCUAUGGGCCCCCCUAACGGCCUGACAGGUGUUCCUGGAAGAGAUGGACUUCCUGGCCCACAAGGAUUGAAAGGUGAACCAGGAGAGAAGGGAGAGCCUGGACCAGAAGGCCGGCCUGCUUUUCUCGAUCCUGAAGUGCAGGAAAUCCUUAGCAGUUUGAAUCAAAGAAUCUUGAGACUUGAAGGAGCUCUGUCUUUGAAAGGAAUAAUACAUAAAGUGGGGAGCAAAAUAUUUGCUACAAAUGAACAAUUAGUUGAUUUUGAAUCCACACUUCAAAUAUGCAGCCAUUCUGGGGGAUUUGUUGCAGUACCCAUGAAUGAAAUGGAGAAUAAUGCUGUUUUGGAUAUUGUGAAAAAUAUAAAUCAAUAUGCCUACCUGGGAAUCAAGGAAAGCCCCAUUCCAGGAGAAUUUGUGUAUUUCGAUGAAACCCCUGUGAAUUAUACAAAUUGGCGUCAGUAUGAACCAAAUGGGAAGGGGAAAGAAAACUGUGUCGAGAUGCACACCGAUGGAGGCUGGAAUGACAAAAAAUGUAACCAGUAUCGUCUUGUUGUCUGUGAAUUUUAAACACAUUCUUCAAUUAAACAAUUCAAAUUAUAUCUCCUAAACCAAAGUAAUGGUUGUGGCAUCUGGGAUUGUAGUUUUAUCAAGACCCUUCAGGUAUUUGUCAACAGUUAUUACACAAUAAUGGUCUUUAUGACAGCUGCGAUAAGCAAGUUAACACAAAGCCAUCUUUAAAAUAGUAGUGUAAGCAUGGUAGAAUUGAAUGCCUAUUACGUAAUUGAUGGAAUUUUUUGGCACAGACUUGGCAUAUGGAGGCCAGAAGAUCAGGAUUUUCAAGACUUCUGAAUGGCGAUAAUUUCAGUAAAGAUUUGUAUAUCCCUUUUUCUCAAAUGUGGUGAAAUCCAUGCAUGUGAAACAAAAUUCAGUUAUUUUGAAAGUGAGUGCAAAGUGAUGGGUGGUUUCAUAGUGUAUGGAUUUUCUCUUUCAGUGGAAUUAAUUAAUAAUAUCUAGAAAUAAAUAGAUAUUUCAAUAUAAAUGCCAAAAGUCCGGAGAGUUCAAAAAACAUAACUUUAAUAGGUGUCAAGAUUUUCAUCUAUUCACAUUAGGCAAGGGAAUCACUCAGUGGGAUAAUCAAUUGCACUUGGAGGGCCACCCUUGUUGAGAAUCAGCAAACCAUUUUAAUAAUAUAUUUUCCCUUCUUUCCUGUCCUUUCUCUUCACUUCGUCUCUGAGUUUCUUCAUUUUCUGGUUGUAUAUCAGUAUGUCUGUUUAUUACUAUGAGUAUGCAUUAAAUAAAAUGCCAAAAAAGCACCAAAAA
Anolis sagrei ordinatus is the source of this 2234-nucleotide messenger RNA. Its product is annotated as pulmonary surfactant-associated protein A-like. The record is from RefSeq and is a predicted model, not a curated record. Lineage: Eukaryota; Metazoa; Chordata; Lepidosauria; Squamata; Anolidae.